CCAACCAGUAAAAGUAGAUAACAGCAGAGACAAACUUUCAAUCUGCUUUAAUCUGAAACUUGAGUCUUGGUAGAAGAGGAAUUUUAGCUGUAGGAAAUAGUUAUUGGAGGUACGUUAAGAGUCCUCUCUUCAGUGAUCAAUAAAUCAACAACUUUAUAAGCAGUAGAAGUUCUUGCAUCUGGAAAGCUGACCCUAGCUACACCCUUCAGUGCCAAAAUUGGUUCGCACAGAAGGACAGCCCACUGAACAAAAUGUCAGCUUUCAGCAUACGAAAACAGUCUUCUAAUCAAAGCGAUAAUCAGAGCCCCUCUGUUGCAAUUAAAAGCAAACAGCAGGCUACUCAUGAUGUCAAUAAACGACGGACCCUUUUGCAAGAUAACAGCUGGAUAAAGAAGAGGCCUGAAGAGGAAAGUGCUGAUGAAAACUAUGGAAGGGCUGUGCUUAAUCAAUACAAGUCCCAAGAUAGCCUCAACAGCAGUAGCACAAAUGAAAAGGAAGAUCAGAAAGCUGUACUUGGACGAUACAGGUCUGAUACUAACCUGGAUAGAAUUCCAGCCAGAAGUAAUGACGAUAAAAUAAAUAAGUCCCCAACUCUGAAUAACAAGCAAGGCAACAGAUUGUCUUGGACUCCUAAUGCAGCACCCACAAACACUGCUACAACUUCUCCAAUCAAGAAAAAAAGGCAAUCUUGGAUGCCUCCUCCAGUUUCGAGUAGUAAGACCACAACGGAAAGAGUGGAAACUAAAGAGACCGCUUCAGAAAAUUCAGAGGAUCCAGUGACGACUACCUCUUCCUCAGAACAGGUGACCCCUCAGAAACCAAAGACUGAUGGGGAUGAUCAAGCUAAAGCAAGGAACCAAGACCUCGAUAACAACACCAAAGUGAAUCCAAGUUCUUUCAUAAGCGACAAGGAAGGAAAAGACGUUGAGGAUUUUACUGAAAUGAGCACUGCCGAUCAGAAGAAUAAGAGAGAUGAGGAUCUUGGUGAUAGCACUGAAGGAAAACCUGCUGAUGACCAAAGUAAAAAGUGGAUAACGGAGCAAGAAAAUGAAAAUCCUCCACAGGCUACAAAUAAUCUUCCAGAAACAAAGUAUUCAACUGACAGUGAAAGAAAGACCAGCAAAUCAUCAUAUGGUGCCCAUGAAGAAAAUAUAACUGGAAAUACUAUCAAAACUGUUUACUCUACUUCUGAUCGGAGCAUAAUUGGAAAAGAUAUAUGUACAUACUGCAGGAAGCCUCUGGGCAUAGAUGCCAAAAUGAUCUUAGACGCCUUGCAAAUUUGCUGUCAUUCAACUUGUUUCAAGUGUGAAGUAUGUAAAAGACCACUGGAAGAUCUGAAAGCAGGAGACAGCAUUUGGAUUUAUAGACAAACUGUACAUUGUGAGCCUUGCUAUUCCAAAGUUAAAGAAAAAUGGAUCUACUAAUUUUGACAUACGGAAAGCAUAAUAAAGAAGUUCCACUAGUGUUUAGUUAAGAGCAUUGGCCUAUUAAUUCAAAACAUAAUGGAAAAUGAUUGAAUUUUAUUUCUAGGAACAAGUAUUUUAAAUGGAGUCCUACUGCAUGGUUCCCAAGGGAACUAAGGUCAUGAGAAUUUAGAUGGCUCCUCAUACGCACAUUUCAGCAAGCAAAUCAAGAUACUGUUCAGUAUAUUAAUCAGAUCUGUGAAACUUCUAAACUGUAUGUAAAACUAAUGAUAACUUACUGAGAUUUUCUGAACAGCAGGACAUACCUACACAUAAGUUGAAGAGGCUGUGUUUUCUCACUGCAACCACAUCUCAGAUAGAAAGAUCUGUUAUCUUUUCCUAGUACGAAGAUUAAUCUCAUCAAAGAUUCGUCAUUUAAUAGUCAGUUAUUCAGUUUAAAUUACUGUUAUCAUAUAGAGUGAGGUGGGUUCGCCCUCUAUUGAGAAGAGUCAUCAAACUCCAGAGGAAGAUUCUUUCCAAGUAACUGAAAUUAUAACUUUAAGAUGUGACAAAUAAUCUCUGGAAAAUGCAUCUCUAUUGCUGCAGAGGGAUUCUAGACAAAAAUUGUUAGAGGGUUUUAAUUAGAAAUGUCCCACUCUGUGUUUGUAAUUCUGGUAACUAUUGUAUUACUUUUUUUUUUUUUUUAAGACGUGCACACUUAACAGUUGCCAUGAAAUCAUGAAACACAUACUUUGCAUGACAUUCUGUUGUUGUAUUUAUCUUUCCUACUUUAUUAAGCUAUCUAAACACUUUGGAUGGUGUUCAUCUUGCCUAAAUGUAAACAUCUACAGUGUAGACAUCUACUUUUAAGUUACUUGACCUAUUCUGUCUUUAUAGUCACAAAGAGAAAUACACUUUUUUAGGAAGUCAUUCAUUUGGUUGGGUUGCAAACAUCUGUUUUACUGUGAUGUUAACCAUGCUUUGAAUGUACAUUUUACUUUCCAGGCUUUGCAAAGGAACCUGGAGUGACUAGUUCAGACUUCUAAACAUCAUUAGGCCAGAUAAACUCCUUCUUUUGAGAUUAUGGUGAAAGCAUUUUUUUUCCCUUUUGGACACCAUAUCUGUAUUAAAGCACAGAAACUAAAAGUUGAGUUCAUGCUUUGUUAUGUUUCCACAAUACUCAAUAUAUUGUUACCUGCCCUAUUUGCCUAAAUUAAUAUAUAGUUCAGUGGUUCACUGGACGAAUGAAGUUGUUGACUAUUAGUUUCUGCCAUGAGAUGUUUAACACUAUGGCUACUCAGAACUGAUUUUUCUCCCUUACCUCUCACUGAAAAGGACUUCUUGGAUAUGAUCAUGACAGAGUUAGAAUGCUCAGAGGUUGCUGGACCUGAGCAAGAGCUUAGAAGGGUGAAAAGUGCCAAAGCCAUAGAUUAGUUUCAUACUGCUGAACUGCUGUCCCAGCCAAACUUCCUUCCUUGUCUGCAUAUUCAGUAGUGGAGACAUGGCAUGUGGAUGUCUGUGUAAUUUAAACCAUUGGGUCUGCAGCCGAUUAAUGAUGUAAUCUGUCUCGCCUUGCUUAAAGGAUGUUCAGACUGAUACGCAAAGGAGCCAUGAAACAGCAGAUAUUUUGUUAUGUUAUUUUAAUGAAAAUGUCUUAUGAAUUAGUGGCAGUAUCUUUAAUAAAUGUGUUAUUCUACAUAAUUUUCUGGUGCGUGUCUGUUGCUGUGAAUGACAUAUUCUAGUUAAUACUAUCCUAAAUAUUACUUUGUGGUGCAUCAGGAUACAAUGAGACUUGCACAGCAGGUGGAAAUCAGUGGCAAAGUUUUAAUGUUGCGAUCAAAAUUUGGUCCUGCUCAGAGACCAACAGUUAUUUCCAAGUCUCAGUUACAAUGGAAGGUGUCAGAUAUUUAUUUGAGCUAGCGCAUUAGAAUCCAAGACUUCCAUGUGUGGGAAGGGGUGCGAGAUUUUAGUUCACUCCAUUGGAGAUCUGAAUCCAAAUAUCUGCUACUUAAAUGCUCACUGAUAGAGAAGUAUCAAUAAGAAACAAUAAAUGGUAAUUCUGUGCUCUCUAAUUCAUCCUUGCUGAACAUCUCUGGUAAUUUUGCCACACGGGGUUUAUUUUUGUUAUUUUUUUAUUACAUAUUGUAAUUUCGCUGAAAAGAAAAACCAGUUUUGUGAUUCCUGAUAUUUACCCUAUAGAAGCCUGGAUGGCAGUAUUCAUUUAAAAAAAUAGUAUUAACAUCUCAAUACGAAUGUAUCAAAACUUAAUUGUUAUUUGUCCUUUUUGCAUAUCAUUAGCAUAUGGCAUUUUAUUUCUCUUGACUAGUACUUCCAUGAAACAUUCCAAAUGAACAGUUUGCUGGCAGCUGUUUUAGUGAACGCGUUAUCUUCAAUAAUGCAUUAAAUUAGACUGAAAAGCUAUCUUGAGAGAUGAUGUACUAAAUUAUGGGGGUUUUGUGAUUCAUUAGGCCCAUUUUCUCAGUGUGUAAUGUAUACUUUUUUACAAAGCUGGGCAGAGCUCUACAGGGGGAAGAACCGAGUAAUAAAAGAGGAAACCAGUGGAAUUAAUGCAUAUAAUACAUAUUGAUGAUAUAAAUAUGUAGAUGGCUUCAAAGCUACUGGCACUUAAAAGAACAAGGACUAUCACAAGAACCGUUUUGCUGUAUUGAUAUAUUCUGUUGUAUCCUGUGCAGAUUCUUACAGAACACUCAGUCUGAGCAUCCUCACCUUAGCAGCACUCAAUGCAAGGUGACAAACAUCGGUAACUUUGUCCUCUCAUCCACUUCCUCUUGUAAUAAACAUCUCUGUGAGUUUGGCAAGACACGCUCUCUGUUACUUUGUAGAGCCUCCUUAGCUAGACUUUUAAAGCACUGGUCAACAUCAAAGGAGCUUUGCUUUUAUUCAAUAGGCCAGCUCUAUUUUUUGCUCUUUCGUAUAGAGAGUUGUGUCACAGAAUCAUAGAAUCAUUAAGGUUGGGAAAGACCUCCAAGAUCACCAAGUCCAACCAUCAGGCCAACACCACUGUGCCUACUAAACCAUGUCCUGAACUGCCUUAUCUACACGGUUUUUGAACACCUGCAG
Messenger RNA from Cuculus canorus (common cuckoo), 4484 nucleotides. RefSeq names its product sciellin (gene SCEL). NCBI's taxonomy places the organism in Eukaryota, Metazoa, Chordata, Aves, Cuculiformes, Cuculidae. Gene Ontology annotation, biological process: epidermis development. Gene Ontology annotation, cellular component: cytoplasm. The transcript is spliced from 18 exons. Bases 252 to 1424 code for a protein of 390 amino acids. The record is from RefSeq and is a predicted model, not a curated record.